Molecule: messenger RNA, 1002 nt
Organism: Adineta steineri
Lineage: Eukaryota; Metazoa; Rotifera; Eurotatoria; Adinetida; Adinetidae
Source: the annotation of a GenBank genome assembly
AUGGCCACUUUUUUUCGAUCUCAAUAUAAAACAAUAGGCAGAUUUAUACAACUAUCAAAUCGAAAUUUAGAAUUAGGUAAUGUACAUUCACGAAAUGAUUAUCGAACAACAGAAGUUUCUUUCAUUAAAGAGAAAUUUUUUUUACAUAUUAUGGCUUUAGCUAAUAUUUUAAAUGAAAGAACAGCUCGAUAUUUUGAUUUAGUUAAUGAACCACAAACAUUAAAAGGAAUCGAUGGUAUUCCAAUAGCUGAUUCUGAAUAUAAAGAUUUUCCAGCAAAUGGAACAACUGUUCCAACUAAUUGGGAUGUUAGUUUUGGUGAUGUACUUAAUUGGUCUAAGGGACGUCCAACUGAAGCUUAUUUUGUUAUGGAAAAUCGAACAUUAUUAAAAAAUCCAGAUCGUACUGGAUCAGGUUAUUUAACUAUUCCAUUUAUCGUUACAAGAAAUACUCGAAAUGCGUUAAUGAAAUAUGAAUAUGUUAUACAAGGUAUUGGUAAAGAUUAUGUAUCAACAGUUGAAAUGCAUCCUGAUGAUAUAUUUAUUCAAAAAAAUUGGGGUUCAGUACCAGCUGAAAUGCAUUCACGCAGUGUCGAAUUUAUUUAUGAUCCACUUGAAGAAUUUCUCUAUGUGAAUAUUCCACAUACAUCAAAAUCAAAAGAAUUUAAAUUAGGUUCAACAACAAUGAAAGAUAUUGAAACAUGGUUUACUGGAGCAUUAGAAGAUCAAUCUUCUUUUCGAGUUAAAUAUAGUUUCACAGGUCCACAUUUUCAAAAAUAUCAUGAUGUAUAUCGAUUACAUACGGAAACAUUACCUUUACCAAAAACAUGGUCUGCUGUACCAGGUACAAUAGACAUAGGUCAUGAUCAUUCUCGUGGUGAAUGGACUUUUUAUGGUGAUCGAAAACAUUUGAAUGAUGCUAAGAAACAUGUACAAGAAUUUUAUAAAGAUCUUUCUAUUACUAUCGAAGAUGAACCACCACAUAAAGUAGUUUCAGUCGUAUAA